This is a messenger RNA of Nerophis lumbriciformis (worm pipefish), 531 nucleotides long. NCBI's taxonomy places the organism in Eukaryota, Metazoa, Chordata, Actinopteri, Syngnathiformes, Syngnathidae. The record is from RefSeq and is a predicted model, not a curated record.
AUGCCCAAAGGAGGUAGGAAGGGUGGCCACAAGGGUCGCAUGCGUACCUACACAAGUCCAGAGGAGAUCGACGCCCAGAUGAAGGCGGAGAAGGAGAGGAAGACGGAUGAGGAUGAGGGUGCAGCUCAGACUGACAUAACAGAGAAGCUACAGGCAUCGGGAUCAGAUGACAGUGAUGAUGAGGGUUCACAGAGAAAAAGAGUAGGUGUAGAGGGCUUGAUAGAAAUAGAGAACCCCAACAGAAUCGCUCAGAAGUCCAAGAAAGUGACGCACAUCGAGUUGGAUGAGCCCAAGCAAUUAUCGAGGAGAGAAAGAGAGGAAAUUGAGAAGCAGAAAGCAAAAGAGCGUUACAUGAAGAUGCAUUUAGCAGGGAAGACGGAUCAGGCCAAAGCUGAUCUCGCCCGCCUCGCCAUCAUCAAGAAACAGAGAGAGGAAGCGGCGAGAAAGAAAGAGGAAGAGAAAAAAGCAAGAGAGGCGAGAGAAGCAGCAGCAGCGGCAGCUAAAGGAUUAAACUCCCUUUCACUAAAAUGA